GGAGAAUUGGUAUAAACGACUUGGAUCUUCUGUGACGGAAUCGAAUAAUCGAAGAGUCAACGUCGUCCGUGUCUUACUGUAAUUAUUCGUCCAAAUUCAACCUCCACCAACUAUGGCUUGGCUGGCACUCGCGCUCGGUGCGCUGCUUGCACAACAUGUAUCUGCUCAAACAGGAUCUGCCAGGGGAGCAGAUUUUCUUCGUUUUGGCUGCUCUCAGCUCGUCAUCGAGCGUACCGACCCCCUCGUCGACCCCGGGGUAAUCCCGUCGUCACAUAUGCAUCAAGUCGUUGGAGGAAGCUCUUUCAAUGCUACGAUGGACCCUGCCGACCUCGAUCCGGCCGAACACUCGCAGUGCACCUCUUGCAAAAUGUCCGAGGACUUCAGCAACUAUUGGACUGCCUCCAUCUACUUCCAAUCCCCCGAGAACGGCACGUUCAGGCGGGUCCCACAGAUGGCGAAUGGCCGCUUGAACGGCACUUUGCUGGAGCAGGAUGGGGGGAUCACUGUAUAUUACAUGCAACCGUUCAGUGGCAGCAACAAGAAGGUGACGGUGAUGCCUCGCGGCUUCCGAAUGCUCGCUGGAGACCCGACGCUCCGCAGCAAACCGAGCGGCUCUAUGGCUAUCUGCCAUCGUUGCCUUGCCAAAAACGAACGGAUGUCAGGCGGCAGUGGUGCCCCUUGUUCCGCUAGCGACUCGGCCAACUUCCCCAACAAGCCAUGCCCAGGUGGAAUUCGCGCCACCGUUAUCUUCCCCUCAUGCUGGGAUGGAAAGAACGGCGACAGCCCCGAUCACCGGAGCCAUGUAGCUUAUCAACCAGGCUCAGCACUCGCGGGCGACCAAUGCCCAACUACGCAUCCCAUCCGGAUCCCCCAGGUCAUGUAUGAGAUUAUGUACGAUACGUCGGGGUUCGCGGAUCCGGCGUACUACAAGAACGGAAAGCAGCCUCUCGUAUAUAGUUUCGGCGAUCCCACUGGAUAUGGUGCCCACGGCGACUACCUCUUUGGCUGGAAGGACGGCGCUUUGCAGCGCGCUAUGGAUGCUCUGGGAACCAAUUGCUUCAGCGAAACCUGCCCUGCUCUCAAGUUGCAAGCUAGCGACAUUGCCAUUGGUUGCACCAAGACACAGCAAGCCAGGGAGGAUGUUAGCCCAGAUACUUGGCUUACCGAACUUCCAGGUGUCGCCAAGGUCCAAUAA
Phialemonium atrogriseum is the source of this 1195-nucleotide messenger RNA. RefSeq lists its product as uncharacterized. Bases 113 to 1195 code for a protein of 360 amino acids. Lineage: Eukaryota; Fungi; Ascomycota; Sordariomycetes; Cephalothecales; Cephalothecaceae. The record is from RefSeq and is a predicted model, not a curated record. The transcript has 5 exons.